Messenger RNA from Adineta ricciae, 1104 nucleotides. The record is from the annotation of a GenBank genome assembly. NCBI's taxonomy places the organism in Eukaryota, Metazoa, Rotifera, Eurotatoria, Adinetida, Adinetidae.
AUGACAACUGCAUCAACUUCAAUUCCAUAUUUUUAUCGCGAUGCGAAUCCUUUACUUUAUUCACUUCGUGACGAUAAUACAGUAAUUCAGCCGUAUUUUCUCUUCCCAUUACAAUUCUUAUUCUUCGAUUUAACCUUACGUUGUUGGGAUCGAUUAGUUUAUGGCACAUGGUAUUUACCAGGUGAAUUGAUUGAAAUUGAACUUGUUGAUAGGAAAGCAACUACAAUUAUGAGUGGUACUGAGAUUGAUCAACCAUUGCUUUCGGAAAUCUCAGUGUAUAUUCUUGUACCAUUUAAAGGCCUUUUUUCGAGGAAAAAGAAAACACCGAAACAGAUUCUUCGUGUAAAUCUUCGAAAAGAAGCGAAAGAAAUGACAUUUGAUCUCUAUGAUAUUAUUUUCGGUUGUAUACCUUUAUUUGCUCAUACAAUUUGGUAUAUCAUUAUCCACACAGAUUGUAGUUCAGCUGCAUAUUCAUCAACAUGGAAUUGUUAUAAUCUCUUUGGUUAUCGAAUUUACAAUUAUAUAUUCGAUUCCUAUACAGAUUUUGCUUAUUGUUUUCUUUCAAAAUUAUAUUUCUAUCGUCGAAAUAAAGACGCGUACAAUUUCAUUCAGAGUAGAAAAAAACCAUGGCGAAGAAUUUUAUCCAAAGUCAUAUUUUGGAUUGCUUUCGUGAUAUCCAUCAUUACGUUUAUAUUUCCUGGUGCAAUCAUUCUUCCAUAUUUGUUCACAAAUGUUAUUCCAAUGCUUGUCAUUUACGCAUUUAUCUCUAUGGCUUAUGCAUACGUUGUAACAGUUGUUACUCUUUUUCUUCAUUAUUACACAGCAAUCACAGGAAGAGUUUUUGAUUUCAAAAGUGAAGAACUCACUUGGGUGAAACGACAAAUGAAGAAACUUCGUCAUAAUCCACGAUUUGUCAUUUCAUUUGGAGUUAGAAUUUUCCCGUAUGUAAUGACGAUUAUGUUUAAUCUAUCGCAAUUUAUUUACUAUGGAGGAGAUUUUUGGACAUCACUCACUCGAGAAGCGGAUUUCAGAGAUCCGAGUAGAUAUUUUGCGAGUAUGUCGCAAGCAUCACAAAUUUUUCAUACAAUUUUAACUACAAUUUAA